Molecule: messenger RNA, 1769 nt
Organism: Synchiropus splendidus (mandarinfish)
Lineage: Eukaryota; Metazoa; Chordata; Actinopteri; Syngnathiformes; Callionymidae
Gene: cops7a
Product: COP9 constitutive photomorphogenic homolog subunit 7A
Exons: 10
Coding region: 332-1384 (350 amino acids)
Biological process (GO): COP9 signalosome assembly
Cellular component (GO): COP9 signalosome
Source: RefSeq, a predicted model, not a curated record
CAAAAGCAGUCAGCCAUGUGGAAGUACCACAGCAGAUCCCCAGACUAUCUGUUCCCCAAAUUUUGGGACAUGGCCUGAAGUAGAGAAAGUUGUCUGAUGCAAUAAUUUUAUCACAUAUUUCUCUGUAGACUGAUAGUCCCCAGUGGGCCAGGAUUUGUUCUCCGGGGUAGAGAAUCUUAAAAUAUCAGAUCCAAGUGGAAAGAGGUCUCACCACAUUGCUUUAUUUAAAUUCUACUGCCACAUUCCACCAGGGGAAGAAUACUGCCCCAGUCUAGGUAGAUGUAUCAGAAAAAGAAUAAUUUGGGCUGACAACUGAAAGAUUUUCACAGGGAUGGAGGUGGAGCAGCUCCUGACUCUAUCUGGAUCGGCGCUGGCCCAGGCUGUCAGCUCUCUGCUGGAGUCCCCUGGCCUCUAUGUCUUCUCUGACAUCCUCGAGCUGCCCAACGUUAAAGAACUGGAGAACGGCCCUCAUGCGCCAGUGUACCAGCUCCUCAAUCUCUUCGCCUACGGAACCUACUGCGACUACAAAGAGCGAGCCGCUUCACUUCCAGAGUUGACUCCUGCACAGAAGAACAAGCUUCGCCAUCUGUCCAUCAUCAGCUUGGCAUCCAACCUCAAGUGUCUUCCAUACUCGCUGCUGCUGCAGCAGCUGGAGCUGAAGAAUGUUCGGGAGCUGGAGGACCUGCUGAUCGAAGCCGUCUAUUGCGACAUCAUCCAGGGCAAACUGGACCAGAGGAACCAGCAGGUGGAGGUGGAUUGUAGCGUGGGUCGUGACCUUGGUCCCAACGAGCUCCCAAACAUCAUAAACACCCUGCAGGAGUGGUGCACCGGCUGCGAGGCGGUGCUGUGUGGAAUCGAGGAGCAGGUCUCGAGGGCCAACCAGUACAGAGAGAGCCAGCUGAAGGUCAAAGUUCAAGUGGAAACAGAGAGUGGGAGAGCCUGUUGUUAUAGACCCACCAUCCCAGAGAUGCAGAAGUUCAACAGACAAGUGUUUAAGGUGAAGAGAGUGGCUCAAACAGCACAAGGAGAGGAGCCCAGCACCAGCACAGAAAGUGAGGCAGAUGGGUUCUGGAGUUCAGAGCAGGCUAGGAAAUACACUGCAGAGAAGACGUCCAGCGGACCAGUGGCGAAGAUAGUGGUAACUACGCUGAUGAUAGUUAUGCCAGUGACGGACGUCUCAAACCUACAGAAAACCCUCAAGGCCAGUGCAGCCUCUCCGUCGUCAGGCCCCGCCCCAGCAGGAGCGGCCUCCAAUCAGGACGCAGAUCAGCCAGCCGAGCCUCGAGAUCCCGCCUCCUCACAGGAACCACGUCAGCCAGGCAAAAAGAGUUCCAAAGUCAAAGGGCUCCGUGGCAGCGGGAAAAUCUGGUCCAAGUCCAAUUAAAAGACCAAACCUGAAGGUGGUGCCAGCGGCUCUGAUGGACACUCACUGAUAAACGGACUGGUUGACACUUUAUGAGGAGGACGGGAGCAGCGACACUGGUCACCAAUCUCAACCUGAUAAAGCGAGGCACGUCUGCCCGGCUACCAGGAACAUGAAGUCUUCACACACACACACACACACACACACACACGCACACACACACGCACGCACGCUCUUCACUAUCGGAGCCAGCACGGUCCACUGCCUUUGCUCAGAGAAAAUUGGGAUUGGCUGCUGUUUGUGUUGAUUAUCUUCGGGGGUGGAAUGUUUGUGUUCUCGAGGUUCCUUUUCCAGAGUGGAACAGUGUAUAUAUAUAUAAGUGAAAAUAAAAUGUUGGGGAAUUAAA